AUGUUGUCCCGAAUAAGCCGUAUGAGUACUAUGAGCGCCCAGUUCGUAAGCGGAUGCUCCCUACUCGGGGAGCACCCAACCGCUCCUAAACCUUUCGUCAAGGCCAACCCGUUGAUAAAAUGUGACACCUUCGAGCCUUCGAGGGAAAGGAGCACCAGCUCGUGGUCGGAUCCAUUCAUAGGUCAUCACGAGCAUGAACAAUUUCUCGCUGAGCUUUCGGAACUGGAUCUUUUGAAAAAUAAUCACACUUUCGAGAAUGCUGCAUCUUCUGAUCUCUCAACUCCUAAUGCAGUUGAUUGGAAUGCUUUCAUCGACGAUUUGGAUUGGAUGGACGAAUUUGGCCCACUUGACCUGGAUAAUGUCGGACGUGAAGACACCAUUACUUAUCCGAACUCCACUUCUCCCUGUUCAACGGAAGAUUUCUUGGAAAAAACCGCUGCUUUGAUUGAUUGGAAGGCUUGGAAUCAUUACUUGAGCAAUGAUUGGGAAGCUGAUCUCAACUUUUUGUCCGACAAAGAUGAGGAAAAAUACACACAAGACCAUGGUUCACCUGUUUCUCGAUAUCGCUCUAAAAUUAUAUCCGAAAAAACUUCCUCCCCGUCUCAACAGGAGCAGAAGGUGUCCACUACGGUCGAUGAAGUGCAGAGUCCACGAAUCCCUGUCGUUCCAGCAUCAGGUCCUCUUACAUGGAUUCCUUCCAUUAAAGAUGACAGACACGUGGAAGAGUGCAAAACUGAAGUUAUGUCAUGGUGUAGUUCCUCUUCGACCAGGGAAAGCACUCCGGAGAGGGUCAUCAAACGCCGUGGUGUAAAAAUGAAGCCACCCAGUGAUGAAGGAACCAAUCAUCGUCGUUCGUUGAACCGCGAGGCUGCAUUCCGAUACAGAGAGAGGAAGCGAAUAGAGCAACGUGAACGUAAAAGAGAACUGGAACAAUUGCUCUGCCACAAUAGCAUUCUAAAGCAACAAUUGAAACAACUUCGUUGGGACAUUGCGGAGUGGAAAAACAAAGUUAAUCAGAUUACAAAUUGAUCACCUGUUACUAUCUCCAUAUGUCAUAAUGUACUCUUAUCAUUAUCUUUAUAAGCAUGUGCAGUGAAUAAUAU
Molecule: messenger RNA, 1103 nt
Organism: Cylicocyclus nassatus
Lineage: Eukaryota; Metazoa; Nematoda; Chromadorea; Rhabditida; Strongylidae
Source: the annotation of a GenBank genome assembly